Verruconis gallopava is the source of this 3543-nucleotide messenger RNA. RefSeq lists its product as uncharacterized. Lineage: Eukaryota; Fungi; Ascomycota; Dothideomycetes; Venturiales; Sympoventuriaceae. Bases 278 to 2716 code for a protein of 812 amino acids. The record is from RefSeq and is a predicted model, not a curated record. Gene Ontology annotation, molecular function: aldehyde-lyase activity. Gene Ontology annotation, biological process: carbohydrate metabolic process. The transcript has 2 exons.
CAUGGAGUCUGCAAUUCGAAUCGCGAAGUGACAACAUUGUGCCACUGCGAUUAAUAAGACCUGCUGGUGAUUUUUUUUUUCCUCAAGUUUCUUACCCAUCGUCUGAUCGUCACCCCACGUAUGCUGAUUGAUACAGCAUACUACAGUUAUUCAAUUCUUUGCCGCGUAUCAAAACCGAGUGAUAAGAGUCGAUUCUGUUUGUUUUAAAUUGCCUUGGGUACAAUCUACCGAUACGUUUGAAAAAAGUUCCAUCUCAGCACUUCCGCACAACCCAACCAUGUCGCAUCCAGAGGUACUGCCGGGAAGGAGGAAAGAUGAGAAGCUGUCGCCCUUCGGCGUCGCGCGUUCAACCAUCAAAGACCAGCCGCUGACCAAGGACGAGAUUGAAAAGAUGACGCAGUAUUUCUACGCGUCCCUGUAUCUAUGUUUGGCCAUGAUCUAUCUGAAGGAGAACCCUUUGCUGGAGGAGCCGCUCAAGGUUGAGCAUCUGAAAAGGCGUCUGCUAGGACACUGGGGAUCCGACGCCGGUCAGUCAUUCACAUACAUCCACAUGAACCGACUGAUCAAGAAAUACGACCUCGAUGUUCUCUUCAUCUCUGGCCCUGGCCAUGGCGCACCAGCCGUGCUCUCAAACUCGUAUCUGGAGGGAGUGUAUUCCGAGGUGUAUCCAAGCAAAAGCGAGGACAAGGAAGGUCUGCGCAGGUUUUGCAAGCAAUUCUCGUUCCCGGGAGGUAUCGGCUCUCACGCAACUCCAGAGACACCAGGCAGCAUACACGAAGGCGGUGAGUUGGGAUAUUCGGUCUCACAUGCGUUCGGCACCGUAUUUGAUCAUCCCAACUUGAUCACUCUUUGCGUAGUCGGUGACGGAGAAGCUGAGACCGGUCCGCUAGCAACCAGCUGGCAUAGCACAAAAUUCCUAAACCCGAUCACCGACGGUGCCGUGCUGCCUGUCCUGCAUCUCAAUGGCUACAAGAUCAACAACCCUACAGUUCUGUCGCGCAUUUCCCACGAUGAGCUAGAACAGCUGUUCCGCGGAUACGGUUGGAGCCCGUACUUCGUAGAGGGCGACGAUCUUGACUCAAUGCACCAAGCCAUGGCCGGAACAAUGGAGAAAUGUGUCACCGAGAUCCGCGACUAUCAGAAACAAGCUCGUGAAUCGCGUAAAGCUUUUCGUCCGCGGUGGCCUAUGAUUAUACUGCGCACGCCAAAGGGAUGGACAGGACCCAAGAAACUCGACGAACAUAAUCUUGAGGGCUUUUGGCGAUCCCAUCAGGUUCCGAUUCCCGACGUUCUGACGAAUCCAGAACACCUCAAGAUCUUGGAGAAGUGGAUGCGAUCGUAUGGUCCCGAAAAGCUGUUCAAGGACGGAAAACUCAUCCCAGAGCUGAAGGCGCUAGCACCCGAGGGCCAGAGGCGAAUGAGUGCCAACCCUGUCUCCAACGGAGGUCUCUUGCAACACAAGCUUCGCGUUCCUGACUUCCGCGAAUACGGCUUUGAAUGCCGAAAACCUGGGGUCACCAACGCGCCGAGCAUGUCCAUCUUUGCCAAGUUUCUGCGCGACAUUGUGGCCAGGAAUCAAGAUAUCUUCCGCGUCUUUGGCCCGGACGAGACUCAAUCAAACAAACUCGACGCAAUCUACGACGCAGGCAAGAAGGUGUGGCUUGCUGAAUUCUUUGACGAAGACAAUGAUGGGGGCAAUCUCGCGUAUGAGGGUCGAGUUAUGGAAAUCCUGAGCGAACAUACCAUCGAGGGCUGGUUGGAAGGCUAUGUUCUCAGUGGACGCCAUGGUCUCCUUAACAGUUAUGAACCGUUUAUCCACAUCAUUGACUCCAUGGUCAAUCAACAUUGCAAGUGGCUAGAAAAAUGUAACGAAGUAGAGUGGAGGGUUCCCGUCGCCAGCUUGAACAUUUUACUAACGAGCACGGUUUGGCGUCAGGAUCACAACGGCUUCUCUCACCAGGAUCCUGGCUUUUUGGAUGUUGUAGCCAACAAGUCUCCUGAGGUUGUGCGUAUCUAUCUUCCGCCGGAUGCAAACUGCCUUCUCUCUGUUGGAAAUCACUGUCUUCGCUCACAAAACUACGUCAACGUCAUCGUUGCCGACAAGCAGAAUCACCUGCAAUACUUGAGCAUGGAGGAUGCCAUCACGCAUUGCACCAAGGGUAUUGGAAUCUGGCAAUGGGCAUCCAACGACUCCGGCGACGAACCUGACAUCGUCUUUGGCUCGUGCGGUGACGUCGUCACUCAGGAAGCCUUGGCUGCCGUUGCGCUUCUGAGACAGAACAUUCCUGGGGUGAAAAUACGGUUCGUCAAUGUAGUUGACCUUUUCAAGCUCAUCCAGGAGAAAGAUCACCCUCACGGCCUCUCUGACGCCGAGUUCCGCUCUCUCUUCACUGACGACAAGCCAGUCAUCUUCAAUUUUCACAGCUACCCGUGGCUUGUACACCGACUCACGUACGGACGCAAGGGAAGUCACAAUUUCCACGUGAGCGGUUACAGGGAGAAGGGCAACAUCGACACACCGGUCGAGUUGGCCAUCAGAAACGGUGUCGACCGCUUUUCUUUGGCCAUCGCGGCAAUCGAUCGGAUGCCCGGCCUUGGCAACAAAGGCGCAGCAGUUCGAGAGCGUCUCUUGGACGCGCAGAUCAAGGCUCGCAACACGAGUUUCUUCGAGGGCGUGGAUCCGGAAGAGGUAACUGGGUGGACAUGGCCGUUCUAGCCUACGGCUAUCUACGCUUUUUUUUGUUGUAAAUACUGACCUGGGAAUCGUCCGAAGCUUGACAUCGUGAAACAGAAUUUAACGAGUUUUCUUGCCUGGUGGUUUAUGUACUUUGCGCUACGUCGAGGACCGUCCGUUGAGCUGAGAAGGUGUUCUGAUCCCAUUGGACGAAGGAAUCAAUAGAACUUUAAACGACAACUCAACUACCUGUUUUUCUUUUUCGCAAAACAGUAUUUAAACCAAAUUCAUCGUUCCGAAGACGUGACUUUCGGGAUCGCUCAAGCUCAGGCUUUGAGAGGAAAUUUUCGUGCCCAGCAGUCCGACAUCGAUACACGGUCUAGGAUUUUCGUCUAGAUUAGGCCGUCUAGCUAAUUAUCUUUGCUUGCUUUGCAUUCAUGUAUGGAUAUGAAUGUGUUAUCUUACUAGCCGUCAAGCUUUUCUCAUGGGGUUGAAGCUUCUUUUGAGACGUCAAUGAACCCGCGCAGUAUCUGUGAAACCUGGAACUACGUACCUAUUUUACGCCGGCGUCACGUCUGCUCCAAUGGCUCCGUGUCGAAUAGAGUAAUCUGGGGGAUGGGUCUUGCUUCUUCCAGUUCGUCUGAACAAGGAGAUGGCUAUUAUUCACUGCGCCUUGAACAGCACGCUUACUCAAUAUUGUUAGAAGAAUCGAAUCCUAGGGCGGAAAGAGGAAAACAAAAUACGGGAAGGGGGGCAAGACGGGAUCAUGGUAAGUAAAAAUUGGUCUGGGUUUUAAAAUUUUGGCAUAGUGAUGAAGAAGAGAAGAGGCCACAGAAAAUUGUCAUGGAAAUGUUCAGGAACCGACAUAA